Molecule: messenger RNA, 798 nt
Organism: Synchytrium microbalum
Lineage: Eukaryota; Fungi; Chytridiomycota; Chytridiomycetes; Synchytriales; Synchytriaceae
Exons: 1
Coding region: 1-798 (265 amino acids)
Source: RefSeq, a predicted model, not a curated record
AUGAAGAAAACCUUGACCAAUACCCGUAAUCCUAUCACCAAACCUUCUAAAAUCGCUCCUGAAAAAGCAGCAACAAAAACGACGCAAAUCAAAAAAUCUUCUCCAUCAAAACCCACUAAUAAGACGAAUGACACUGUAACUACUACUCCGCCAGAUAAGCAAGAAAUCCGAGUAUCAGCACGAGAACAAGUAGCAACUCCGCCACAACCACCUGCACCCAAAUACGUUAUCAAAAACCGUGAUAUCAUGACAAUCCCAAUUGCAGACCUCCCAUCGGCUCUAGAGGCAAUCUAUUUGCACGGUGAAUACACGCCACUAAUCCUCGACGAAACUGGCCGUGUCGAUACCUUCUUCACAUAUGCAACAGGAUGCAUAACUCUCGACAUGAAAAUGUACAUGCUAAAAGUCGAAGUACAAAAGACAUUAACGCUUCCCGAAGUCAAAGAAACCUUGCGAUCCAUGCUGAUUCCUUCUCUUCUAAAAUACGGGAAUACGAUGUGUUUCACGCUAAGCAACUCUGCACCCAUGUUUACGAAAUACUAUGAUCCGACGUGUCUUCCUUUGUGUAUCUUUGAGAAAGGUGGCAGGACGCUGAUGAGGAAUGAAGUUAUGUACUCGCCGUGUGUGAGACCGGAAGAUGUUGAUACGUACUCGUUGCCACCUAUAUUGAUUCCGAAUCCAGAGUUUAAGGUGCUUGUUACAAGUCGCUUUUCUGUGGAGGAUUAUGAGGAGUUUCUGGCAUCUUCAAUAAGUUUAGAGAAUUUCAUACCAGUCUGUAUAGAGAAGGAGAAACAAUAG